AUGUCAACUGAUCAAUCCAUAACUGGUCAUCUUGUACAGUCAAAAUUUUUUCAACAUUUACUAUCAACGGAUAUAUAUCACAAUCAAUCACCAUCAUCCAACGAAACAGAAUCUCACUCUUUUAUAGUGAAUCCAUAUCAUGAUACAUCUUCAACAUCCUCAGUGUCAUUGAGCACUACCGAUGGAAGUCAUAGUUCAUCGAGUAGUGAGUCGACAAGUCGUCCACAUAGUCCAAAAACAAUCAAUGAACAAUUACAAUUUAUUGUAAGAUCAAGGCGAAAACGUAAUUUUAUAUCGAAUGAAAAAAAAGACUCUAAUUAUUGGAAUCAACGUCUAAAAAAUAAUAUGUCAGCAAAAAAAUCGCGAGAAAAACGUCGUGUCAAUGAUUUAGUAUUAGAAACAAAAUUAUUAGAAUUAAAUACUGAAAAUCAAUUAUUAAAAGCAAAAUUAGAAAUGUUAACAAGAAAAUUUGGAAUUAUUGAUAAUGUAAAAGAACAAAACAUAUCUCAUAUAUUAAAUAUGUUAGAAAAUGAAUCCUCAACAUUGUCUACUUAUCGUUCACCACUACCAUCCAAUUUUACAAAUGAGUCAAAUGAAGUACUUAGUCAUUCAGAUGAUGAUCAUGAUUCACCAAUUCACAUAGAAAAAAUAUCAAUGUCACAAAUCGAUCAACAUUCAUUUCCGUUAAAAUGGAGAUUUAAAAUGUUAAAUAUGUCACAUAAUGAAUAA
Molecule: messenger RNA, 729 nt
Organism: Didymodactylos carnosus
Lineage: Eukaryota; Metazoa; Rotifera; Eurotatoria; Philodinida; Philodinidae
Source: the annotation of a GenBank genome assembly